CACCAACUCGGAAGCUGGCAUGAGAAACGCGACUCGGCAAGGCUGUAGAUGAUCUUUUUCUUUUCGAGUCUUUAAAAUCUCGAUGCUGUAAUAUUCUUCUUCUCUUCUCACUUCGUCUUCAUAACCCUUCUCGUCAUUGCAGCGUGUCUCUGUUCUCUCCAUCUCACAAAGAUACCCCACCUCCUUCACGAAUAUCGAGACAUUUUGAAGACACUCUACUCACAAUGGCGACCCCUCUCAAUGUGUUGAUGAUCGGUACCGGCGAGUAUACCACCGGCUUCGUUGGCGGUGGCGCCUCCGGAUCCGACAAGAAGGUGGGCGUUGUCGGCCUCACCCUCUUCGACCUGCGACGACGAGGCAAAGUCGGCCAGCUGGGCAUGGUCGGCGUCAAUGGCACCAAGUUUCCCGCAAUCCGAGAGCACCUCAACAAGAACAUCACCCAAGUCUACAACAACCUGGACACCUCGUUCGACUCAUUCCCAGCCAACGACAAGGUCGAUGCCGACGCCUACAAGGCCGCCAUUGACCAGCUCAAGCCCGGCGAUGCCAUCACCAUCUUCACCCCCGAUCCUACCCACUUCCCCAUUGCGCUGUACGCCAUCGAGCGCGGCAUCCACGUCCUCAUCACUAAGCCCGCCGUGAAGCUGCUGGAGCACCACCUGGAGCUGGCCCAAAAGGCCGCCGAAAAGGGCGUCUACGUCUUCAUCGAGCACCACAAGCGCUUCGACCCCGCCUACUCAGACGCCCGCUUCAAGGCGCAGACCCUGGGCGACUGGAACUACUUUUACUCAUACAUGUCGCAACCCAAGUCGCAGCUUGAGACGUUCAAGUCCUGGGCCGGCAAGGAGUCCGACAUCUCCUACUACCUCAACAGCCACCACGUCGACAUCUGCGACUCCAUGGUCCAGCAGCGCGGCUACCUGCCCACCAAGGUCUCGGCCACCUCCUCCAAGGGUGUCGCCACCAGCCUGGGCUGCGUCGACGAGACCGAGGACACAAUCUCCCUGCUGGUCACCUGGGAGCGCAAGGACGAGCCCAACAAGCGCGCCAUUGCCGUCUACACCUCCUCGUGGACAGCGCCUCAGCGAGCCGGCAUUCACACCAACCAGUACUUCCACUACCUGGCCAAGGAGGGCGAGAUCCGCGUCGACCAGGCCCACCGAGGCUACGACGUCGCCGACGACCGCGCAGGCCAGCUGCAGUGGUUCAACCCGUUCUACAUGCGCUACGCCCCUGACGAGGACGGCAACUUCAACGGCCAGACGGGCUACGGCUACAUUUCUAUUGAGAAGUUUGUUGAUGGCUGCCGCGCGGUCAACGAGGGGAGGGCCACACCAGCUGACCUGGACGCCAAGGGUCUGCCUACUCUGAACAACACGAUUGCGACGACAGCCAUUCUGGAGGCUGGACGACGGAGUAUCGACGAGGGCCGUGAGAUUAAGAUUGUGGUUGAGAAUGGCCAGUGGAAGCUGGUGUAGAGACAUGAGUUGUAUGCCAACCAAAAUAAUGAAUAGAUGAAAUGAAAGUUAUAAAAAAAGUAAAAUAAAUAUUUAAAAUGAUAUAAAAACAAUUUUCUUC
Trichoderma harzianum CBS 226.95 is the source of this 1578-nucleotide messenger RNA. RefSeq lists its product as hypothetical. Gene Ontology annotation, molecular function: oxidoreductase activity; nucleotide binding. Gene Ontology annotation, biological process: NADPH regeneration. Lineage: Eukaryota; Fungi; Ascomycota; Sordariomycetes; Hypocreales; Hypocreaceae. The record is from RefSeq and is a predicted model, not a curated record. Gene Ontology annotation, cellular component: cytoplasm. The coding region runs from base 225 to 1478 and encodes 417 amino acids. The transcript has 3 exons.